AUGUAUCUCUCCACGACCAGUGCCCGGUCUAAGCUCCUCAGUGCUUGCGGCCCCCAUUUCAAUAUCAUCGUAAUGAUGAUCGCUCGCUCCCGAGCUGACGUGGGUGGCAUGUUUCCCCCAGGACUUGUCGAGAGACUCAGCGGCAUUGCUCUGCCUGCCGUACCGGAGCAGACUCCGCAACAUGCUGAGCGGGUUGGUGCUCCACGUAUUGAAGCCGUGACUCGCCUUGUUCUUGAAGAAGCCGGCGGCAGACGGCAUGCAGGCGCAGGUGAUCCCGACGCACAUUUCCACCAGGGCCAUGAGGAGGACGGGGUAGAUCCAGAAUGUGUAGUCGUCGAGGCGAGCGUUCAGUUUGUUUUUGAAGUAUAUGCUUACGCACAUCAACCCAGUGGCAAAGACGGCCAUCACGCCAAUCUUUUUCUUGGUGCUGAGGCGCAGCUUGGAGACCGCAAUGAGAGGAAGAACAAAGAUGUAGGUGUCCAAGAACAGGCUUCCAGAGGCAAUAGGAAUGGUCAUGUUGAAGCUCUUAGUGUAGCGAUCGUUUAG
This is a messenger RNA of Purpureocillium lilacinum, 546 nucleotides long. Lineage: Eukaryota; Fungi; Ascomycota; Sordariomycetes; Hypocreales; Ophiocordycipitaceae. The record is from RefSeq and is a predicted model, not a curated record.